Drosophila kikkawai is the source of this 2672-nucleotide messenger RNA. RefSeq names its product protein kinase, cAMP-dependent, regulatory subunit type 1 (gene Pka-R1). Gene Ontology annotation, cellular component: cAMP-dependent protein kinase complex. NCBI's taxonomy places the organism in Eukaryota, Metazoa, Arthropoda, Insecta, Diptera, Drosophilidae. Gene Ontology annotation, molecular function: cAMP-dependent protein kinase regulator activity. Gene Ontology annotation, biological process: regulation of protein phosphorylation. The record is from RefSeq and is a predicted model, not a curated record.
CCAGUUGGGACGCCCACCACUACACAGCCAAAGACAACAAAAACAACGCCUGUGGUUUACGUGCGUGAAAAUUAGUUAAGUUUUUAGUAAAAAAGGAUUUUGGGACGUUGUUCGAGUGAUUCCAAUAUAUCCGUAUGCUGCGUGGAAAAGCGGGGACAGCGGCGUUCAUCAGAAGGACAGACCAAAGCGGUCCAGAAGUGUGAAAUUGCGAAAGUGAAAACGGGGCAAGACGGAACCGAAAACGCAACAAAAACGGUGCCAAAAACGCAAAGAAAAGCUGCUAACGAGGGGGAAAACCAUCAGGGGAUACAGCAGCAGGUCAAGAUAAACAAGUGCGUCAAGCAUACAGCCGCAUUAUCUUCACUUUCCACCGAUUUGACAGCGAAACGGGGCUGUAAACCAAACGCAACACCCACACACAUACUCCACGCAAAUUGUGUACAUAUAUUGCGUUGUGCGGCGGCGGGUGAAAAGCUGCUCCCAAGUUGCUCCACCUCCACCUCCACCUCCCACUUCCACAACCACAUCCAUCUCCGCAUCCAUCGCACAUGUCUUACAUGAUGGCCAAGACGCUGGAGGAGCAGAGUCUGCGGGAGUGCGAGCACUACAUCCAGACGCACGGCAUCCAGCGUGUCCUCAAGGACUGCAUUGUUCAAUUAUGCGUCUGCAGGCCCGAGAAUCCCGUUCAGUUCCUGCGCCAGUACUUCCAGAAGCUCGAGCGGGAACAAGUCAAACUGGAUGCCAGUAGACAGGUAAUCAGCCCCGACGACUGCGACGAUCUCAGCCCGAUGCCACAGACAGCAGCUCCGCCCGUGCGCAGGCGCGGCGGCAUAUCCGCCGAGCCCGUUACCGAGGAGGAUGCCGCCAAUUACGUGAAGAAGGUGGUGCCCAAGGACUACAAAACGAUGAACGCCCUGUCCAAGGCCAUUGCCAAGAACGUGCUCUUUGCCCAUCUGGACGAGAGCGAGCGCUCUGACAUAUUCGAUGCCAUGUUUCCAGUGAAUCACAUCGCCGGCGAGGACAUCAUAAGGCAGGGCGACGAGGGCGACAACUUCUACGUGAUUGAUGUGGGAGAGGUCGAUGUGUUUGUCAACGCAGAACUGGUGACCACCAUCAGCGAGGGCGGCAGCUUCGGCGAGCUGGCCCUGAUCUAUGGCACUCCACGCGCUGCCACUGUGCGGGCCAAGACCGACGUGAAGCUGUGGGGCAUCGACCGCGACUCCUACCGCCGCAUCCUGAUGGGCUCGACAAUCCGCAAGCGCAAGAUGUACGAGGAGUUCUUAUCGCGCGUCUCCAUCCUGGAGAGCCUGGACAAGUGGGAGCGCCUGACAGUGGCCGAUUCCCUGGAGACGUGCUCCUUUGAGGAUGGCGAGACGAUCGUGAAGCAGGGAGCCGCUGGUGACGAUUUCUACAUCAUCCUUGAGGGCUGUGCGGUGGUGCUGCAGCAACGUUCGGAGCAGGGCGAGGAACCCGCCGAGGUGGGGCGCCUGGGUAGCAGCGAUUACUUUGGCGAGAUUGCUUUGUUGUUGGACCGACCACGGGCGGCGACUGUCGUGGCCCGCGGGCCGCUCAAGUGCGUCAAGCUGGACCGGGCGAGAUUCGAGCGUGUUCUGGGACCCUGCGCCGACAUCCUCAAGCGCAACAUCACGCAGUAUAACAGUUUCGUUUCGUUGUCCGUCUAAGCAGCAGAAGCAGCAGCAGCAAACAUUACAACAAAUCAACCACAGCAAACAGUAGCAGCAGCAAAACCAACAACAGCAACAGCAACAAUGCAGCGAACAUGAAGAACAACCAGAAACUAACAAAACAAACAAACAAACCAACACGAAGACGAAGAGAAAUAAGUGGAUAAUAAGAAAGAGGAGAGAAAACGCUCAGCAGCAUAAAUAACACAAUUAACGUAAAAUAUUUAAGUGUGUAAAGUUAAUUUGCAGCCAGGAGGCCAGGAUAUAAGAUCGAGUUCUGUCAGAGAUUCAGAAUAUUUCGAGGGCGCCGCGGGGCUGGAUGGAAUUAACAACAAAACAAAAAUGUUAAUUAUCUGAUUCUGUAUGUUGUGCUGAAGUUAAAUAAUUGUGUAUGUGUGUGUCUCUGUGUUAAGGUUGCGGCGGCAUGUUCCCCCGCACCCCGCAACCCCCGCAUCAGAGAUAGUUUUCCCAGGCUUCACUCUAUUAUAUACUUACAUUUUCAACGACUUCUUGCGCUCUUCGCUCUAUAUAUUUCUAUAACUUAAGGAACAUGCUGCCUCCCCAAAGCGAAAAAAGAAAGCAACAAAAAAAAAUAAGAAAACAAAAACGUUUCAUCAAGUAUCCAACUGACAUCUGAAUGUUUUUUAAGCAAAGAAAUAAGCAUGAUGAAUAUAUAAUAAGUGUAAUAAAUAAAAUCAAACUUAAACAUAAAGGCGCACCGAAAACACGCACACACACAAUCACAGACAGACACACACACAUACCCAGAAUGAAGUCAUAUUUUUGUCUAGGUAAAUGAAAGACGGAAAAUGAGAAACAAUUGUAUUUCGCUUGUAUGAUGAUUCGUUAGCAGAACGGCAGGAGUUCGGUAAACGUUUUUAUUAUUUUUUAAUUUUAGUAAAUUAUUUUUAAUCGUAAAGCUUAGUCAGCGACAGGCAUUCAAAAAUGGAAACCAUAAAUUGAGAAUUAAAAUCAAAAGAAAACGAA